Molecule: messenger RNA, 7192 nt
Organism: Argiope bruennichi
Lineage: Eukaryota; Metazoa; Arthropoda; Arachnida; Araneae; Araneidae
Product: RNA-binding protein MEX3B-like
Exons: 2
Coding region: 129-1661 (510 amino acids)
Molecular function (GO): RNA binding
Source: RefSeq, a predicted model, not a curated record
CGCUGUGCUUGGUCGGUGAAGGUUGUCGAUGGUGCGAGUAGCUAGUUCCGUUUGUGCGUUUUAACGUGAAGCAGAUAUACACUUUUAGUAUUUUAUUUUUGUAACUCUUUCCGUUUUAAACUUCUGUGAUGAAAACAAGUCUGCUUGAUAUGGAUCGUAACAGCAGAGUUAUUGAAGAUUCAAAGAUAAUGGAUGUAGCAUAUAAUAUUCAAACUCUUCUAUCCAGCCUAAAUGAUGCUGAUAAUGUGAGCACUAUGAGUGUCUACGAAGGGGACCAUCGAAGUAAAAAAAGCCAAAACACAACAGAAUGUGUGCCCGUCCCCAGCUCCGAACAUGUUGCAGAAAUAGUUGGAAGACAAGGUUGUAAGAUAAAAGCUCUUCGGGCCAAAACAAAUACUUAUAUUAAAACUCCUGUCCGAGGAGAAGAACCUGUAUUUGUUGUUACUGGAAGGAAAGAAGAUGUUGCUUCUGCUAAGAGAGAAAUACUCUCUGCUGCUGAUCAUUUCAGUGCUAUCAGAGCUCAACGAAAAAACAACCUUAAUGGAACGCUUGUACCAGGUCCCAACUCUAUCAUUCCAGGUCAGACGACAAUCCAAGUCCGAGUUCCAUAUCGUGUUGUAGGAUUGGUAGUAGGCCCUAAAGGUGCAACUAUAAAACGAAUUCAACAAACAACUAACACAUAUAUUGUGACCCCUAGCAGAGAGAAGGAGCCCAUUUUUGAUGUUACAGGUUUACCUGAGAAUGUUGAAAAUGCCCGCAAAGAAAUUGAAGCACAUAUUGCCAUGCGAACUGGUGGAUCUGUCGAGGAUGGCAUUGAGGAUUACAAUUCAAACCCAUUCGAGUUCACAAAUAACCUCAAUGCUCUGACCACUAGUUCUUUCUUCAAAGGAGAUGCCACCAACAACUACAUUUGCCAAUUUCGUGAUAGCAAUAAUGUUCUGGACCUCCACAAUGUGGAUAACUUAUUCACCAGUUUCAGUGGAUCCUCUAGUCGUAAUGUCAAGCAGAACAACUAUUUCAAUACAAUUGGUGGCUUUGGAGGUUUUGGCAGGUUCGAUAAUGAGGAUAUUGCAGAUUCGCCAAGUUAUGAUACUCCAGGUGCUUCUCUUAGUGCCUCAUCAUGGCCAGAUUUUCCACACACGGUGACCGAGAAUGGAAUGUCCAUGUUUGGCUCGGCAUCUAUGAGUGCCAGCAGCUUGUCUGAUUUGUCUCGUAGCAACAGCCUUACUGGCCCUAUUGGCGAAAAUGCCUUUGGAGAACAGCAUCCUCCUGCCAGAAGGAUACACAGCGAGCCAGUAACAAUUACGGAAGUUUCCGACUUGAUUGGAAGUAUAAGCCUAGGCCUGGGCACAUCUCUUGCCAUAACUCCAUACGCUAGCACUGCGCCAUCAAGUUUAAUGUCCGGAGGAUUCAAUGCCGCUGUAUCCAAAUGCACAAGCAGUUCAUCGAGCAGUCCCAUCGAAUCUUUGGCCCCUGGUAAAAAGCCUUCACGUGAUUGUCAGGUUUGCUACGAGAGUGAAAUUGUUGCCGCCCUUGUUCCCUGCGGCCACAAUUUGUUCUGCAUGGAAUGUGCGCAACGCAUUGCUGAUGACAAAAACAUGUCGUGUCCCUUUUGUUACCAACCUGUUGAGUCAACCUUGCGCCUCCGUAACGGCUACUAAAAACUCGGAUUGGCAGCUUCUCCACCUAUAUCAAGACCUGGCUGGUGCCAGAGCCAAACAAUUUUUGCAUUAUCAUCUUUUUUAAUUUGUUUAUAUAACAAUUCACUUUGUGUGUGAAUGUCUCCAUACCCAUUUGUCAUAUUAUCCGACUGCCCCCUCCCUUCAUCAAUUCCAGAUAUAUAUCUAUUCUGAACUGAGUGAUGUUAACUUAUGAGUAGAAUUAAGAGCUGUGUAUUUUGCUGCAUCACAAUCUAAAUAUAUAAUGGAGUAUUAAAGUAAUUAUAUAAAGAUUAUAUUCUUUGAUGUCUAAUUUGUAUUUAAGAAACUUUAAAUGCAACUACUUAUUCAGGUGUAUAUUUAAACAUAUGGACAUUUUUAAAUAUGUAGUUUUUAAUUGUCAUGUGAAUGUAAUAUUUGCACAUAAAAAAUAAUUCAGUUGCCAUUUGAAAAUAUCUUUAGACCUGGAGCUUGUGUUUCGGGAAUAUUUUAUUCUUAAGAAUUUUAUAUAGUCAGUUAAUCACCUCUCCUUGUGGCUGCAUAAGUAAGUCUUGUGAUGUGACAGUUAAACUUUCUGUGCAGCCAGGGAACUGACAAAGCACAAGUUGAAAUAAUUACUCUAUUUUUAAUAUGAUUUAGUAUUCCUAUUUUAAUGUUUAUGUGGUUUCUGUAUAUGUAGACAGAUUUUAAUUAUAGCAUUGUUUUAUUUUGGUGGCCUCCCCAGGCUCGCCCCAAGAACUUAUAUUUGUCUAUUUUUCUGCUGUAAGUUUUAGUAAGUAUGAAAAAAGAUAUAUUUUUCAUUGUAGUCUUCCAGACUUCAAUUUUAUUUUUCAGAUGUUGCUUUUAUGAUAUGUUUUCUUUUUGUUAUUAAAAAAAUUCUACACACUUAUGUUAUUUUAUUUGUUAAGAAUAAUUAGCUUUAUUUAUUCUUAAAAGAAAAGUGUGUAAAAAGUAAUUUGUGAUUAUUGUUAAGCUGUCUUGUAUUGUGCGCAAUAAGAAUGUAGACGAAUUUUUAGAGCCUUUUUUAUAACAAAAAGCUCUGUACUUAUGCAAUUUUUAACUUACAUCAAUCUGCAUAACUUGGUGCAUUUAUGGAAAUAGUCUGCAGUGUUUGAGGUAUUGAUAGGGUGGCGCUGGCUGUAUACAUAUUAAUAGCACUUGUGCUUACAAUUUGGGCUAUAGACUUGAUGGACUUGCCAAUGUUAGAGACCAGUCUAGUGUUUUCGUCUGAAGAGACGCACCAAGUUUGUAACUGCUCACAAUUUUACAAUAUCAGUAUUGCUACUAUUUGUAAACAGUGCUAAUAUGAUGUUGCCUUAUCAGGGACAUGCUGUGUAUACGCCAUUAGUUGUGUAGCUACUGUAUCGUUUAAAGAAUUUCUUUUCCUUGUAUAUUAGUCUUGAUGUAGUGUUGUAACUGAUUUUUAUGUGUUUUUAAUGUUAUAUAUAUAGCUGAGAUGUGCGAGUGUCAAAAAUUAAGAAGAUUAUAAAAAGUUUGCUUGAUUAGGUCUAUGUAAAAUGAAUCAAAAGUGUAAAAAGUACUCUAAUUAAGAUUUUAUUUCUUGUUUAGCUAUUUGGAAAUGACAAAUAAUAUAUUGUGAUUAAGCUAUAAAAGCAUUUCAUUGUUCCAAAAGAAUAUGGAUUUUAAGAAUCGCACUUGGGACCAUUCAUGAAAACUUCGACUUUAUAGGAGAGAUUCCAUCUUGCCCUUCACAGGUAUCUCACCUAAUGCUAUUAUAUAUGUGCCAACUAUAAAGAUGGAAACUCCUGGCUGUUGAAUCGAUUUAUAAUUUAAAAAUGCUUUUUUUAACUAUAAAUUUUAAUUAGAAUUUUUAAGUUUAGAUUUUUUACUUUUUUAUAUAUUUAAUAAAAGUAUAAUUUUUAUUGAGUUGUGAGAAGAAUCUUAAUGUUAUUACCUUUUAUAUAUAGAUAUCUGACGAAUUAUCAUGAUGUGUAUCUUUCUGUUGUAUAUUUGAGAUUAUAUGAAUUUUGAAUUGGAGUAGUUUUUUUCCUCUGUCCUGAUUUUGCAUGAUGGAAGCACCCCAACUUGAAAGAGAUUUUUUUUUCUUUUUACUUAAAUAUUACUCGAAUCAUGUGGCAGCAUGUAUGUAUCAAUUAAACUUUAUUGGGAACACACAAAUUCACCCAGUGGAUGCAAAGCCACGAAAAUUGCAAAUACGGUUGGGUUCAUGUCAACCUUUUAAGUAUUCCAUACAUCAUGAAAUUUUAUUGAUGAGCUUAAAUCUUCAACAGAACUUAAACAGGUUGCUAAAACCUUACUGUGGAGCUGCGUUCUUAACGAAUGACAGUAAUGCAUUUACUGACGUGUAAUCAGCAAUAAAGUUAUAAUUUAGAGCAAUAAGUUUUAAAAAAAAAGCAAAUGCUAAUACAUAUCCUGUUCUCCAUAGCUCUCACUUGACAAAAUUUAUAAUUAUUGUUGAUUAAUUCUGAUAGACAAAAAUUUUAAGUCAAAAAAGUAUUCUGCCAAAUUUUAAAAUUAUUAAUUGGCUGUUAAAAAUUUAUUGAAAAAAGAUGAUUACUUUUAAAUGAAAUUAUAUGGAUGAGAAAUUAGCUUUGUAAAUAAAUGGAAUAAUUUUAAUUCUGUAUAAAACAGUAUUUCAGUACGUGCUGUGAUAAUGAAUACUAAAGUUUUGUUCCUUUAUAAUUUAUAAAUACAUAUAUUAUAUGUUCGUAAAUGAUUUUUCAAGUUUAUCGGGUGUAUUAUGUUUGCUUGAUUUCUUAUUUAAUGUUUAUGUUGUGUUUUUUAAGGUUUAUUAGUAUAAAAGAAUUUAUCUGUAAUAUAUAUAUCUAUGAAAGUAAAAGCGGCGCCCAUAUAGAUCCAGAGCCGCAUUAAUUUGUAAAGUUUAAAUAUUUAAAAGUCAUUAUGGAUAUAAAUUGUAUUUAAGUAAAUGAGAUAUUGUAUCAAGACUUUUAAGGUUGUGUGUAUAGGAAAUAGGUGCUUCUAAAUUUAUUUGUAUAAAUGAUGUUGAUUUUGAUUUACCUGAUUCUUUGUCACUCGCACAUCGUCGUUUUAAAUGUGUUGCAUCAUAAACACCAUUUACAAAGUAAAAGGAUUUUUAUCUGUAAGAUGGAUGUUACUAUGUAUUCUGGAAAUAUGAGGCUUCUAUUUAAGAGGAGAAAUUUCAUUUUGCACGACUCUCUUCUCUGCUCAAAAGUAUUUCAUAUGUAACUUGAGAGGGUUGUCCAUCUGUUCUGUACUAUCUAAUUUUUGUAGUGUUGUGUACAAGGCCAACAUCCACAUUUUUCAUUAUGUACCAAGGUUCCAUGCUCUAAAGUAAUUAAUUCCCUGCAUAUAUAUUUUAUUAUUCAAGUUUUUAAAUAUAUUGUGAACAAAUCUAUUUUGGAUUUUCUGGAAUUACCCACUUUUCUGCGCAUUCGACACAAUGGACGAAGUGUGCUUGCGCAUGUGAUUUUAUGUACUUAAAUGUUACAUUAUUUUUUCUUUUUCACAUUUGCUAAUAUAAUUUUUAUUUUUGACAUUUUCAAAGUGUUUCAAUAGUAAUAAAAGUUAAAUGGAAAAGUUUAUAAUGUAAGAUGUGGUUUUGUUCACGUUAUUUAGUUAUUUGGGAUAUAUUUUAUAUAAAUAUAUAUCUAUUUUGCCAAAGACUAUACAGUGUUUUGAGUAAAAUCCAAUAUCGACCAUUUAUAGUAAAUGCCAGUUUUUAUGAAUUGUAUUUCAAUAUCUUAAAACUUUCAAUUAAAAAUACUAAAUAUUUUAAGAUGUCUUAAUUAGUAUUUUUGCACUUUAACUAGACAUACCACAUUUUAGCAAUAACAAGCAUAAUACAUAAACAGCAUUGUUACAGAACUAGUUUAUAAAAUAAAAUGUAUCAUAAAUAUCAAUAAAUACUUUAUUCCUAUAUGAUAUGAUUUGGCAGUUGUCUGUGUUGGUUUUUAUCAUUCAAAUGCCAGAAAUAGGUAGUAUAGCUUAUUCAACUAUUUAUAGCUAAGGUAUUGGCUUUUUCAUGAGGAUUGCCCCCAUAUGUGGUAGCACAAACGGCAAUUGCCAAUGUCCUAGUAUAUAGGCAGGUUAACUAAGCCUAAAUCCCGUUACCAUACUUCCCCCCUCUGUUAAUGAAAGUUGGCAAUAGAUAGUAGACAAGCAGAAUUUCCAACAUUCAAUUUGAAAGAACAUGUUCAAAUAUAUAAUUGAAUUUAUUGGCAUUUACCUAUCAUAAAAAAGAUAUGGUAUUGUGGUAUGUGUUUUAUAAAACAUUUACACAUAAGUUAAGCUUGCUGAAAAAGUGCUGGCUAAGAAAAUACUGAAAAUUUGAUUAUAAUUUUUCGACUAUAGAAAACAAUUUUUUAAAAAGUAAGAAUGGGAAAAGUAAAUUGCGCUUUAUAGAACUCUCGUUUUUGACAACUUCUUAUUAUUUAUGGUAAAAAAAAAUUAAUAUUUUAAUAAUUUAAGUUUUAAAUUGAAUGUUAUAGAUUCACGACAUUUUGCAUCAGUGAUUUAUGAAAUGUGUGAACAGAAUAACAGCGGAAUAUAGAUUAUUGCUAUUAGAAAAUUAAAAUAACCUAGCAGAUAUUAAUUGACAGUGUAAAAAUUAUAAUAACCACAUUUGAUUGCUCCAAAUUUGCUACAACAUAAUAAGCAUUGCAAAAGCACGCGUUCAAAGAGAUACAAAUGGGAUGAGUAUUUUCAAACGAAUGGUUUGUGUUGGAGUUGUCGACAGUUAUUUCCAACUUGAAAUCAAAGAAGUCAUUUCUUCCAUCCUCCAAGUUUGAAAAGCAUUUCUUAAAGGUUUGUUCUGAUAGAAUUUUCACAAAUGGCUUUCAGGAAAUGAAUGCAAAAAAAAAAACGGCACCUACCAACUUGAAAAGAAAUAAACCAUCUCAUUUUGAUUGUAAACUGAUGCAUGAUUAUUUUUCAGUUCUGAAAUUCUUUGCUCAUCCGAGAGUUGCUAUUGGGAUUGUAAACUGAUGCAUGAUUAUUUUUCAGUUCUGAAAUUCUUUGCUCAUCCGAGAGUUGCUAUUGGAAUACAACUUUUAAUAUGUGUAAUAAUCGGAAACAAAAAAAAAUUAUCGCAUUAUAAGUAUAAGUAAAAGCAAUUAUUGAUCAAAAUUGUGACUUAAGCUUAAAAUUAAAAGCUAGUUUUGAAGGCAUAUUUGCUCCAAGAAAAAUGAAACAAAGGACAAUUCUUAUUUAAUAAUUCUUUACUCAAUAAAUUGGGUAGAAGCAUUGAUCUUAUUUAUUCUUAGUUGUGCAAUGAAUUCUUUUAAAUGAAAAAAAGACAUUGUAAAAUACUUGGUGUUUUUACUUGUAUGGGUUUCUUGAAAUUAACGGGAGCUUAAUUUUGAAUCAAUUACCUUGUAUGCAUGUUUUUUACAAUUAGGAAAAAAAAAAAAAAAAUGAGAGUUGCUGCUGGUACUGAAAUCAAUCACAAGAAUAAGAAAUUUUUUUUAGCUUUCGGUGGAUAUUGAGUUGGAAAACUAGGAUGAUUUUUUAAAGAGCAGGAUUUAUAUUUAAAUUUCUACAAAGAUGUUCAGAAGAAACAAGGCUCAAUGUUC